GGCUGUAACAGAGCUGCUCUCGCACGCAGAAGGACAAAACGUACGGGUGCAGUUGGAUCCCAGAGCAAGCCCGUGUCAGGAAGGAAUAUGGAGCUGAAAACAGUCGAGAACGUUUGUUUCGCCGUUGCAGGCGCAGUCGAAAGGCGACGCUCCGACGCGAAUGGCCCUGAAAACCUCGCACCGGCUGUCCGGCGGGGGUGCGCUUUCGGCGGAACCCAGACACGGUCCCCCAGCGGCAGAGGUGCGUGCAGCAGUUCAUCCAAGUUUCUCGCGCGCUAUAAGAACGCUACUCAGCACCUGGCCGCGUCCGGACUCAAAGUCUCUGCCAUUUCCAAGGCGGGCGUGGGGAUCAUUAAAACCGUCACGGCGCAGUGGAGACACCAAGACAAGAAAGCCAGGGUUGUGCGCUCCUCCAGUGCUGGUAACCGGUACCCGUCCUCGGACCGUUUGCUCUGUAAGAGACCGCCGCUCGAUCCGCUGGCGGCUCUGGUGCUGCACGGCCAAACGGGCUCCAACUCCCUGGAGCACGAACCCCUCCAGGAGAAGCUGAGCUCCACCAAGCCGCGGAACUGCCGGCGCAUUGUGGUGCUGGGCGCGCCGAGAGUGGGGAAGACUUCCAUCCUGCGGCGGUUCCUGCGCGACGGCUUCACGGAGCAGUACGAGCCCACCUCCGAGGAUUUCCACAGGAAGCUAUACCAGAUCCGAGGGGAGACCUACCAGAUAGACAUCUUGGACGCCUCCGGGGAAAGAGGGUUCCCUGCCAAGCGCAGACUGUCCAUCCUGACCGGUGACAUCUUCUUACUGGUGCUCAGCGUGGAUGACAGAAGCUCAUUUGACGAGGUCUGCGCGCUUCGUAAAGAGAUCGUGGAUGCGAAGACCAAACUGCUAAAACCCAAAGAGAACGCACGCGUCCCCAUUGUAAUCUGUGCCAACAAAGUGGACUUGGGUCCGGAGCAAAGAGCCAUCAGCCUUUCGGAGAUUUGCCAAGCGCUUGGGGACGACUGCGCCCUUUUCGAAACAUCCGCUAAAGACAGCACCAACCUGGAGGUGAUGUUCGAAGCCCUGGCAAAAAGCGGCGGGCUCCCCACAGAGACCUUACCAUCUCAGCACCGGAAAAUCUCCAUCCGCUCUUACCAGGCGCUGCGCUCGGCCCGACGGGGCGGAAGAGGGGCCCGAGCGCGCGUUCCCGAUACUCCCUGCGGCGCGCUGUACCCUCUCGCGCGCCGACCCAGCCUCAGCGCCGAUCUUCAGCAAGUUCUCGGGUCCAGCACCUCCAGAAAAAGGACCAAACACGUCGAGAAGUGCCAGAUCCAGUGAAAGAGAAAUGGAAAAUGCAUU
Messenger RNA from Megalops cyprinoides (Indo-Pacific tarpon), 1338 nucleotides. RefSeq names its product RASD family member 2 (gene rasd2a). Bases 88 to 1317 code for a protein of 409 amino acids. The transcript has 2 exons. The record is from RefSeq and is a predicted model, not a curated record. NCBI's taxonomy places the organism in Eukaryota, Metazoa, Chordata, Actinopteri, Elopiformes, Megalopidae. Gene Ontology annotation, molecular function: GTPase activity; GTP binding.